This is a messenger RNA of Cyclopterus lumpus (lumpfish), 1431 nucleotides long. RefSeq names its product GTPase IMAP family member 7-like. The transcript has 2 exons. Gene Ontology annotation, molecular function: GTP binding. Lineage: Eukaryota; Metazoa; Chordata; Actinopteri; Perciformes; Cyclopteridae. Bases 1 to 729 code for a protein of 242 amino acids. The record is from RefSeq and is a predicted model, not a curated record.
AUGGUCGAGCGAGUUAGAGAUGUCAAACACAAGGAGAAUUGUCACCCUGGAAAAACUGGAGUUGGGAAAAGCAGCGUGGCUAACACCAUAUCUGGAGGUCAACUGUUCCAGAUCGGACACAGUGUGAACUCUGAAACCAGACAAUGUCAAGCAGCAACUACAUAUGUCAAUGGAAGAAACAUCACUUUGAUUGACACUCCUGGUUUAUUCGACACAAAUCGAUCUGAGGAAGAGCUGAAGUCUGAAAUAUUGAGGUGCGUCACAGGGUUCACUCCUGGGCCUCAUGCCUUUCUCAUUGUGCUCAAAGUGGAGAGAUUCACCGAGCAGGAGCAGGCUGUCAUCAAUAAAAUACACCGAUACUUUUCUAAUGAAGUGUUCAAGUAUGCGACAGUUCUCUUUACUCAUGGUGACCGGCUCCUCGAAGGACAGACCAUUGAGGACUUUAUCCGUGGUAAUACGCUUGUGAGGGAUCUGGUGAAGAAGUGCGGAGGCCGCUGCCACGUCAUCGAUAAUAAAUACUGGAAGAACAACCAGCAUGAUGAAUACAGGAACAACCAGGUCCAAGUGAGGGAGCUCCUCAACACAAUAGAUGAGAUGAUUGAGGAAAACCAAGGAAGAUGGUACACCAAUGAGAUGCUACAACCUCUGAGGGAUCCAUUCAUAUUGAUUGCAGGUGUUGCAGGUGUUGCAGCUGCUGCAUUGUUGGGACUUUUCCUUGGUCAAAGAUGAGGGAAGACGAAAGUGUAACAGCAGCAUCAGGGCUGUUUAUUGGCACGAAUCUGGCAAUGGGAUAUUUAUAAUGGGGUUACAAGUCAAUAUAUUGAAGUACAUAAAUUACAAUACUAUAAGCAAGGAGAUACAGUGGGAUUAAAACAAAAUCUUUUAGGGUGUUUAAACUGAGUGUUUAAACUUAAUACGUGUUUGGUAUCACCUGAAAUAAGUCAGGUACUGAAAAGUAGCAUCAAAUGUCUUCUCGAUGAGAUAGUUUCUUAAUUUAAAUCAUAUCUGUUGUAGAUCUGCAACUAACAAUUACUGGCAUUGUCCAUUAACCUGACACAUAUUUCCCUCAAUCACAGAAUAGAAAAAGUGCCAAAAAGAGUGAAAAGGUGUCAUAAUUUCUCAGACAACGACAAACGUUUACGAGUAUCAACAACUGUCAAGUACAGUAAGAAGUCCAACACAAAGGCCUUUUUGUUUAUUCAUAUUAGAUUCGUCGUCAUUUAAGUUUCUUUCUUUUUAUUGAGCGUUUUAUUGUGUGUUUUGGUCUCAUAGCACUUUAUUCUUCGCAUAUAAUCUCAUAUUAUUUAGUGUAAAUUGAAUGAUGACAGCCUCAAUGUGUUUUUCCUUCAUGUGUCAAUAUGUAAUCAUCACAUGUUCUUUGUUGACUGAAUGGUAAGGAGAAGUAAAUAAUUGAACUCUUGGUUCACCUGA